AAAAACAGGAAAUUAAGACCAGUUGUAUAAACCCUUAGUGUUCAUAGCCGCCAACAAAUGGCGCAACCAUAGACUUUCUUAAAAUUUAUUUUUUAGGCACUUCCGCUGCAAUUUCAGACUGUGCAUGCAGCACUUAAUAUAACUUUCUUUUGACGUGCUGAAUACCAAAAUUGGUCCAGCCGCAUUCGCCGUAUAGAAACGUUGGAAAAUAUUUUUUAUUUAUAAAAAAACGCAAAAUUUUGUUUAGCACGUGUUCGCAGUUAAAACAGAGCAUGAAGAUCACGCGUGCACUCGAGAUUAAAACAAAAGGUCACGAAAGCCUCGGACUCGAAUCUAUAGCUGGCUUGAUAUUGACUUUAAAGAGGUCAAUCGCCAACUGGAGGUCAAAUGGCCGAAAGUAUCGUUUUUAGUGCUAACGCGCUUGAUAAUUUAAUACGACUCGGAGUGCCGUGCGCGACGGUCGGAGCAGUAGCCCUGGUCCAUCGCGUGCAGAGAAGAAAUCACGAUGAGGCGAGCCCUUCUCGUGCUCCUCAGCCUCGCGGCUUGCGCCGCACAAACGUCUCACAAUGAGAGCGACGCCUACUUUCCAGCUCCGUUGUUUGACGAAGGAGAAAACUUGAGUAGCGAGAAUUGUGGAAACGAAAAAACUCUGAACCAAGGUUUCGUUCUGGUUAAAAACAUGCGUACUAAAAGUAGUGAUAGUUGCAUUGGAUAUACAGUUAUUUCUCAAAGGACUUUUCUUGGACUAGGUGAUUGCAAGUUCAAUAAGAAUGAUACAACUGAUCUACGAGUGUUUCCGAAUAACUGUAAUGGCCGCGAAACAGAAGAGGAAUGCAUCAGAAAUUCCGUCAAAGUUCUGGAUUUAAUCGAUAUUGCCAUAAGUCCGACAGAUGAAUACAAAUUAAAGAUUUGGAUAACUGAGAAAAUGCCGAGUGUGAUUUCUCCCCUUUGCUUGUUCAACCGCGACAACGUAAUAGACUCGCAACUUCAAAGAGAAUCACCCUACUUUGAAUGGACACCACAUUGGAGUGCUCGAUCUGGCCCAACAAAUGUCACGAGUCAAAGCAACUGUAGCAGGAUUCUAAAGAGAACUGAUUUGGAAUAUUUGAAAUCAAAUAAUAUCCGCAUCCAGAAUAUCCUGUGUGUCGGAGAAAGCCACAUUCUCUAUUAUAUUCUGAUCAAUUUCUACAACGGCCGGUAUUUCUUGAGAGGUGUAAAACAUGAUUGGAACCAACAUUUUUACACUGAUAUAUUGCCAUACAUUGACGAGAUCGUAAGACACGCAAAACAUAUUUAUGCUCUUCGCCCGAUUCCCCAGACAAAACAACCCAGAGGAUUCUCCGCGCCAGACAACCUGAGUUUCCCAAACUGUGGAAGGAAACUGACGUCAACCAGAAGGAAACGCGGAAAUGACGACUCUUUCGAAGAUAUCCAACCAAUUGGUCAUAUUUUCGGUGGAAACAAAGCUCAGACUGGCAACCAUCCGUGGCACGCAUUUAUUGAGAAUGAGGUGACUGGAGCAACCUGUGGCGGGACAUUGAUUUCGCCGACAGCAGUUUUGACCGCUGCACGAUGUCUUUAUGAAUCAAAAGCAGAAGACUUCGUAGUUGCUGUUGGGAUGUACGAUAAAAGACAAAGAGGAGCUCCUGGUGCUCAGAGAAGAUUGGUUAGCAGUCUGAUCACGCACCCGAAAUACGACCCGGCGGAACACAACAGUGACGUCGGACUCAUGAUUUUGAACGAAAGAUUUCAAAUAACCGACCACGUUCGACCGAUUUGCCUGUGGAACGAGGACUCUAACUUGGCUCGCGGGGCUGGAACUGAAGCUAUGGCGGUUGGAUUUGGGCUUGCUGACAACCACACGUUGCCAGAUAAAUUGCAAGAGGCUCGAAUGCCGAUUAGAGGACACAAAGAGUGCUACCUAUCGAAAAGGAAAUUUUUUGGAAGAUAUUUGCGGCCGGGAGACAACUUUUGCGCCGGCUACACAAACGGAACGAACACCUGCAACGGGGACAGCGGAGGCAGCCUCUCCGUGGAAAAAAACGGCCGUUGGUUCAUAAGGGGAAUUGUCAGCUUUGGAAUAGCGAAGAGAGUUAUGUUCGCGGGCGAAGAAAUACCGUUGUGUCACCCAAAUCACUAUUCGAUGUUCACUGACGUCGCGAGUUACAUGGACUGGAUCGUGGAAAAUACGCCGGAAAUUUCAUUCUGAAAUUAUAUGUGUGUUUUGAAGAAAAAAGUUUCAAAAUUUCAAUAGAAAAAUGUAGUUAGACAUCAUAAUCUCUUACCAAAAAUAUUUUUUCUAUGGGUGUUUCAGAAUAAAAUUGUUUCUUGAAAGUGUUCA
Cloeon dipterum is the source of this 2341-nucleotide messenger RNA. RefSeq lists its product as uncharacterized. NCBI's taxonomy places the organism in Eukaryota, Metazoa, Arthropoda, Insecta, Ephemeroptera, Baetidae. The coding region runs from base 506 to 2209 and encodes 567 amino acids. Gene Ontology annotation, biological process: proteolysis. Gene Ontology annotation, molecular function: serine-type endopeptidase activity. The transcript is spliced from 12 exons. The record is from RefSeq and is a predicted model, not a curated record.